AUGUGGAUAAAACUCACAAUUUUGAGUUUCAUUCUCAUAGGAUCUUUUGAAAAUGUAGCUUCCGAUAUAAACAUGGUUGAGUACUAUAAGAUGCCGCCUUUACAUCGGCAGGAUGAUUAUGAACGUUGUCUUUGGUCGACGGAAGAGCUCUCAACAUAUUGUACUGUUUCAACUAUCAUCAAACCAGAUCCUUCAAACGCCAUUUGGAAUCAAAUUGAAGAAUAUUCUAAAAAAACUAAAAUACACUUCGCUCACGAUGUACUUUUUAGUGGUCAAUGUUUGUCAGAAUGCCAAAAAAUGCUCAGUGAAUUGUCGGAAGAUGAACGUGAGGAACUUUAUGUUGAUGCAUUUCCGCACACUCGUAAGUUCACAUAUGAUAUAACGGCGUACAAAAACGGAACGUUGUAUCGAAAGAUGUACGAUAAAAUUUUUAAUCAAUGCGAAAAUUUGUGGCUUCGCAAAAACUGGAAUUUGACUGGCUAUUCUACGGUUUUGUGGUGCACUACGAAUCAAGAAUUUGAUCACUAUGAGACAGAUUAUCUGCACACAUUAUUCUGGGUUGUCACUAUCUUUAUUGUGGCUAUCGUUGCAGCAGCUACGGGACUUGAUAUAAUACAAAAUAACGAAGACAGUUUGAAUUAUUACAAAGUUGAGAGGCGAGAUUUGCCAAAAAGUCAGCAAUGUCUCUUAUGUUUCUCUUUGGUGAGAAAUUGGUAUCGCCUUGUUGCUCCGCCAAAAACUGAAGUUGGAAGAGAUCUACGUUUUGUUAUGACUAUUCGAUACUUGACAACAUUCAUGGCAGUUAUAGGACAUGUAUGGAUCGGAUAUAGUUUUACGCCUUCAAUAAAUCCAGAAUUUGUUGAAAAAUCCUAUGACAGCUUCGUUUAUAUUUUUGUCAAUUGUGCGACGAAUAUUGUUCAAACAUUCUUCGUUGUAAGUGGUGUACUUCUUUAUAUUUCCAUCAAUGAAGUUUUUAAAAAAGGAGUUGUAAAUGUCGGUUAUGCUGUAAGCGCAUUUCUUUAUCGGUACAUCCGAUUAACGCCAACCUAUGCAUAUUUGAUACUUUAUCAAGCGACUUACUUAUUCCAUUCGGGAUCUGGAGCAUAUUGGAAGUUUUAUACGGAAACACAACAGACUUACUGUCGAAGAAAUUGGUGGACAAAUCUUCUGUAUAUCAACAAUUAUGUCAAUGCAAAUCAGAUGUUGACAGAAUCUUUAGCACUAUUUGUUUUGUCGAACUGUGUUGCUCUUGUACUCGGGCUUUUGAUUGAAUUUCCAUUAACUGCUCUUAGCAAGACCUUAUUGCGUCCUAAAAAUGAGGAAUACUACAAAAUGCCUCCUCUUCAUCGAAAUUCUGAUUUCGAACGAUGUUUAUGGUCGUCAAAAAAAGAAUUAGCCACAAUUUGCACAAUUUCAACACUUAUAAAGCCAGAUCCAUCAAACGCUAUUUGGAACCAAAUUGAAGAGUUUUCGAGUAAAACGAAGAUUCACUUUGCACACGAUGUCCUUUUUAGUGGUUCAUGCAUAUUGGAAUGUCAAAAAACCCUCAGCAAAUUAUCUGAUGAAGAACGCGAACAACUUUAUGUUGAAGAGUUCCCACACACACGAAAAGUAACGGUUGUUUUGUAA
Messenger RNA from Culicoides brevitarsis, 1629 nucleotides. RefSeq lists its product as uncharacterized. The transcript is spliced from 7 exons. Bases 1 to 1629 code for a protein of 542 amino acids. NCBI's taxonomy places the organism in Eukaryota, Metazoa, Arthropoda, Insecta, Diptera, Ceratopogonidae. The record is from RefSeq and is a predicted model, not a curated record.